Molecule: messenger RNA, 996 nt
Organism: Zootermopsis nevadensis
Lineage: Eukaryota; Metazoa; Arthropoda; Insecta; Blattodea; Termopsidae
Source: RefSeq, a predicted model, not a curated record
UUCAGUACCUGAUGAGAGAUAUGUUGGCAUCUAUGCGCCCGUUUGGGGAUCUGCCCCUUAUCUUAAAUCAAUCAAUCUGUGUUACAAUUCAAUGAGGUUUCCCAGGAGAUCGGUUGUUUCGUGUACCACUCAACAUUGGCUCGCCUACCACCAGUGGUACACGUACCAUAGGUUGAGAAGCGCUGCUCUAGAGUAUGUCAUCAGGACCCCUCAGGGACCCACAUCAGUGGGUACGGGGACUGGCACCCCCGAGGUACGCAAGCUAUCCAGUGCCUGGAGAUACAGCUGGGCCACCCUACCUUCGGGGGCUGUAAAUACGAAGGUCUGGUCCUCCAGGUUGGCGUUGGGCAUGGGGUUAACAACAAGGAACUCGUUACGAAAUCAGACGAAGCAACUGCCGGAUGGGCUCAUUCACGGCGGACUGGCAAACAGAUUGUCUGUGAACGAGAAAGAAUGGAAGAAGUUGUUGAAGAAGGUCAGGGCCCAUACAGGGCUGUAGAGCCAAUGAUGAUGAUGUUGAUGUAUGUCGUCAGGAAGGUCAGAGGGAUUCAGGAAGGGCUCGAACUGAAUGGUUUACAUUUUCCUAUGCUAAUGAUGUCAAUCUGCUGGGGGAUGCGGUGGGUACCAUACCUAAGAAUGCAGAAACUAUCCUACAGGCUACCAAGGAAAUAAGCCUGGAAGUAAAUGCAGGCAAAAAUAAAUACAUGGGCGUAAUACAGGACCCUAGCAGCAAUGUCAUUACUGGGGCGAAGCUGUUAAAGAAUGAAUUCUGUAAAGGCCCGUCACCAGAAAUUCACAGGCGACAAUCACAUACUGAUUGUACCGGUUGUGUUACUGCGAUGGAGAAGGCAACGGGAAACCACUCCAUUAUAAUUUCCUAGUAUAAUCAAGCAUGGCAGAAACAAAUUUCUAUGCUGAUCGCCAACAUCCGGACCGGAUAGGCACCUUAAGAAGAAGAAUAUAGAACCAACAACAGAAACGGCGGAACAUAAUUAU